AUGGAGAAAACCAUGCUACUGAAUGUGGAAGGCAUUAAGAAGACCAUUCUUCAUGGAGGGACUGGGGACCUCCCUCACUUCAUCAAUGGAUCCAGAGUGACAUUUCAUUUCCGAACUAUGAAAUGUGAUGAGGAACGGACAGUCAUAGAUGACAGCAAGCAAGUCGGCCAGCCCAUGCACAUCAUCAUUGGAAACAUGUUCAAACUGGAAGUCUGGGAAAUCCUACUGACCUCCAUGAGGAUAGGAGAAGUGGCUGAAUUCUGGUGCGACACAAUUCACACUGGUGUCUACCCCAUCCUCUCAAGGAGUCUGAGGCAGAUUGCAGAGGGCAAGGACCCCACAGAGUGGCAUGUUCACACAUGUGGGCUGGCCAACAUGUUUGCCUACCACACACUGGGCUAUGAGGACUUGGAUGAGCUUCAGAAGGAGCCCCAGCCCCUGAUCUUCAUCACAGAACUCCUCAAGGUGGAAUCCCCAAGUGAUUACAAGAGAGAAACCUGGAGCCUCAAUAAUGACGAGAAGAUGCGCGUCGUUCCAGUCCUCCACGGCGACGGUAACCGUCUGUUCAAGCUGGGGCGUUAUGAGGAAGCUGCCGCCAAGUAUCAGGAAGCCAUCAUCUGCCUGAAGAACCUGCAGACCAAGGAGAAAGCUUGGGAGGUUCAGUGGCUGAAGUUGGAGAAAAUGAUCAACACCCUGGUUCUCAACUACUGCCAGUGCCUGCUGAAGCGGGAGGAGUUCUAUGAGGUGCUGCAGCACACCAGUGACAUCAUCCAGCACCACCCAGGUAUUGCAAAGGCCUACUAUGUGAGGGCCAGGGCUCAUGCGGAAGUGUGGAAUGAAGCGGAGGCCAAAGCGGACCUGCAGAAGGUGCUGGAGCUGGACCCUACCAUGCAGAAGGCAGUGAGGAAGGAGCUGAGGGUGCUAGAGAUCCGGAUGGAGGAGCAGCGGGAGGAGGAGAGGCGCCGAUGCCGGAACAUGCUGGGCUAA
This is a messenger RNA of Vombatus ursinus (common wombat), 987 nucleotides long. It is a transcript of the gene AIPL1, whose product is annotated as aryl hydrocarbon receptor interacting protein like 1. The record is from RefSeq and is a predicted model, not a curated record. The transcript has 6 exons. The coding region runs from base 1 to 987 and encodes 328 amino acids. Lineage: Eukaryota; Metazoa; Chordata; Mammalia; Diprotodontia; Vombatidae. Gene Ontology annotation, molecular function: peptidyl-prolyl cis-trans isomerase activity; protein binding.